Molecule: messenger RNA, 2703 nt
Organism: Dinoponera quadriceps
Lineage: Eukaryota; Metazoa; Arthropoda; Insecta; Hymenoptera; Formicidae
Exons: 10
Coding region: 1-2496 (831 amino acids)
Biological process (GO): cell communication; anatomical structure development
Cellular component (GO): cell surface; extracellular region; membrane
Molecular function (GO): signaling receptor binding
Source: RefSeq, a predicted model, not a curated record
AUGACCACCGCGUGGUUGAUCUUCGCGACGAUAUGCGCCGCAAGCUGCUCGCUGGUGGUCGGCUUCGACCUCGGACCGAUGAUAUGGACCGCGCAGUGCCAAUCUGAGUGCUUGCGACAGUUCAACAAGAAGGAAGAGUUCCGCAAAAUGUCGAUACGGAGGAACGCGCAUCAAGAGUUCCAAGAGUGCACCAGGUAUUGCGAACUGUGCCACGACGAGCAAGACUCGAAGGUGUGCAACCAGGACAGUCAGGACCCGUUUCAACAAGCGAGGCGCUUCCUCAAGGAUAGCACAUUAAUGGGCCGACAGAUCGCUUGCGAAUACUGCAAGACGCGGGAAUUCAUGGAGAAUUACGAACCGUCGAUGCUGCCGGCGCCGGAGGAGAAACCGAUCGUGAUGGGCCCGCACGACGUGGCUAUCAUAUUCCGGAAGCAGCAUGAGCGCUGGCAGUUCCAAAACUUCUACUACGACCAGAUCCCGAUCGAGAGGAUGUACCGGUGCCACUGGAUAAUCGUUGUUACGGAAGACGGUCCGCGACACUACACCUGGCAACGGUGGGUACCGAGCUUGGACUCGCUCAAGGAGGGUCCGCUGUUCGAGGCGACCGUCUCGUGGCGGAACGUGCGCCAACAGCUGCAGAUCCAACGGAGGCUCGAGGAGAUGAACAUCUCGAACGACCAUAUGCGCCACCUGCAGCUGUCCAGCGAGAAAGUGCUGGCGCUGAUCCACCGCGACGACGUGCUGCAGCGGCUCCAGUGGCUGUUCUGGAAGACCGACGACUUCGACAAAUACCCGAGGAAGUGCUACCGCUACCACGACGACAGCUACGGCGGCGGCAACAAGUCACUCGUGGUCACUUGGGGUCCAGAGACCGGCGGCCUCACCGGCAACCAGGUGACCGACAGCGACUCUGCGCAGAUCUCGCUGCUACCCGGCGUCAGGUACCACGUCAGGGUCGCGUCCAAUGACGGCCCCGGCAGCUUCCCCAUCGUCGUCGACACUCGGCCCAUCACCAAUCUCUCUUCGACUACGCCUUCGUCGUCGCCGCCGCCUCCGUCUUCCGCCGUCUGCAACUUCGUCUGCAGCAUGAAACUGUUCGUCCGGAGCGGCUGGCAUUACGUUCUGCUGCUUUUCGUGAUAACGCUUCUGGUGUUCUGUUAUAUCCGAGCGGACGUGUUUCUCAUGAAGAAGACCGCGCAAACGUGGCAGAAAGCGAGUCAAGCGAAGAUGAUACCGCUGCUGUUCGCCUGCUGCCUCGGCUUCCUCGUCGCUCCUUAUCAGCUUACACCGUCGGCAAACAAUGGACUGAUCGGCGUCGGGGCGGUUUCCGUGGUGGCCGUAGGAUUCGCAGCCGGACCCAGGUACGUUCCGAAAUGGAAGAAGCAAGCGUGCGAGAUACCAGCGUCCCAGCAUCCGAAUUCGCAUUACAUCUGCGACGAGGCUGGGGAAGUGAAAUGUUUGCCAGGAUGGACGGGAGAUCUUUGCGACGUGCCGAUUUGUCGAAAGGGUUGCGAUCCUCUUCAGGGCUACUGCCGACGUCCCGGGGAAUGUCGAUGCAAACUGGGUUUCUACGGUGAAUUGUGCGACAAGUGUGUGGCCUUACCGGGAUGCCAGCACGGAAGGUGCAACGUAAGCUUCGAGUGCUCCUGCGACCCCGGCUGGAAAGGUAUGUUCUGCUCCGAGCCGAUCUGCGCGCCCGAUUGCCUAUCCAGUCAGGGUUACUGCGAAAGACCGGGCGAGUGCAGAUGUCGCCUGGGGUGGCAAGGCCCCAAGUGCAAACAGUGCGCUGUGUUGCCGGGAUGCGCGCACGGGAUCUGUCAAGGACCUUUGGAGUGCCGAUGUGAUCCGGGGUGGACCGGGCUGCUUUGUCAAACACCGAUCUGUGCGCAAGGAUGCAGCCGGGAACACGGCGGUUGCCGGCGACCAAGCACAUGCAGAUGCCGCAUCGGCUGGACCGGUUCGAACUGCACUGAAUGCGUCCCGUACCCCGGAUGCGUGCACGGCUCGUGCAAACGACCGUGGGAGUGCCGUUGCGAGCCCGGCUGGGCCGGCGACCUGUGCAACGAGAAACUGACCUACUGCGACGAGCACCCUGGUGUCUGUCAGAACAACGCGACCUGCAUCAGCAUGACCCAAGAGGACGGUAAUUACAGGUGCAUCUGUCCGAUGGGAUACAUGGGCCGACAGUGUCAAAUAAAGACGACGGUGCCGUCGACGGAGCUGGUACCGCCAAUGCCCGAUCCUGACACUAGCAACCUCUCGCAGGGACUUUCGCAGGAGACGCAGGACCUCGCGGACAAGCCGAGCAUCGAAGAAGCGUCGAGCGAGGACAAAGAGGAAACUGGCAAGAAAAAAGAAGUAACUGCGGAGCCGCUCGGACCCAUCUUCAUUACGGACCCACCGACCACUACCGUGGAUUCCGCCGCGACCGCGGGAAAAUGGCCCACGGAAUCGGCCACGGAAUCGCUCGAGAGAGACGACGAGAACGAGACAUAAGGAACGACGAGACAGCCCGAAAUUAUUUAUUGCAGUUAUUUAUUUAUUUAUUGUUCAUUAAACCCGCACGCGAACGUGACGGUUCCCGGUGAUCAUUAGUCGUUUAUUUACGUCUUCCAUCGCGAAAAUUAUAUCGUGAGGUGAAAUAUGUUCUUCUGUCUUUCAGUAAAAAUGUGACAAAUGUCGGAUAUAAUUAUGGUUCCUCGC